Molecule: messenger RNA, 563 nt
Organism: Myotis daubentonii (Daubenton's bat)
Lineage: Eukaryota; Metazoa; Chordata; Mammalia; Chiroptera; Vespertilionidae
Gene: FAM240C
Product: family with sequence similarity 240 member C
Source: RefSeq, a predicted model, not a curated record
AGCCACCAAACUCAUAUAAGAGGAAGUGCCCGGAGGCACCUAGGCACGCGCUGGCCGGGGACGGGACGGAGACGGCACCGAGGGCGCCCGCUGCCCAGGAGGUCUCCGGUUUGGGUGAGAAGCGACUGAAACGAAAUGAGUAAAAGCUACACUUCAAAGCACCCAGGACGGGUGGUCUCCGACGCAGAGGAUCUGAAGGUGUUCUGGGAGAAGAAAAUCCAGCAUCACGCACGGCAGCUGCAGAGAGAGGGCGAGCGGAUCCGCAGGAGCGCCCUGGACAGGCUCCGUGGAGAAUGGGCUCAGAAGCUGGAGCUGAGGCACAGGGCGCUGCAGGCUCCCCUGGAGGCCGCCCCGCGGGCCUCCGGAGACAAGACGGCAGCCUGAGUCCUGCGUGGAACGGAGGCACACAGCCAGUCACGUGAGUUCCCCCGAGAAGGGACACCCCGUGAGGGGCUGUGUGUGGGCACCGCCCGCAGAGCCACUGCACCCACAACCAAGCUUCACGGGCGCUCUCCCGCUGCUCCGCUCGGCUGCUAUUGGUUUUGCUUUUGAAGCACAUAGUA